Messenger RNA from Malassezia restricta, 1761 nucleotides. RefSeq names its product aldehyde dehydrogenase. The transcript has a single exon. Gene Ontology annotation, molecular function: aldehyde dehydrogenase (NAD+) activity. The record is from RefSeq and is a predicted model, not a curated record. NCBI's taxonomy places the organism in Eukaryota, Fungi, Basidiomycota, Malasseziomycetes, Malasseziales, Malasseziaceae. Bases 1 to 1761 code for a protein of 586 amino acids.
AUGUGGUGGUAUGUCCUAUGGGCCGUGGUGACGCUGGCACUGGCCCGUCUCGUGCGUGCGAGGCCGCGGCGCGUACGCGCCAUCGAGCGCGUAUACCCCGAGGAAGCACAGCCGGGAUGGAGUGGCGAAGUGCGAUCGCCCCACACCCCCUUGAUCGAUGAGGAUCAGUGCAUCACCUGUUACGACCCGGCGACCGGGUACGUUCUCGCCCGCGUACCGGGUGAUACGCCCGACACGAUUCGCGACAAAGUCCGGCGAGCAAAGGAGGCACAGGAAGUAUGGCGCACGUCGUCGUUUACGCAGCGCCGCGAAGUGCUGCGGACGAUGCAGGCCUGGAUCCAGCGUGACGCUGAGGCCGUCGCUCGGAUAGCCUGUCGCGAUACAGGCAAGACGGCGAUCGAUGCUGCGUUUGGCGAGCUGCUCACGACAUGUGCCAAGCUCGCAUGGACGAUCCAGCAUGGCGAGCGCAUUCUGCGUCCGGAGCGGCGCAGUGGCAACUUGCUACUGGCACACAAGCGAUGCACCGUGUACCACGAGCCGCUGGGCGUAGUAGCUGCCUGUGUGUCGUGGAACUAUCCCGUGCACAACAUGCUGGGGCCCAUUAUCUCCUCCGUGUUUGCGGGCAACGCCGUCGUGAUCAAAUGCUCCGAGCACGUCGUUUGGUCUUCGAGGCACGUCCUCGAAGGCGUAUACAGGUGCCUCGAUGCCUGUGGCGCUCCGCGGGAUAUCGUACAGCUGGUCGCAUGUGGACCCAUGGCCGUCGAGGCACUUACGCGCGACGCCCGCCUCGCUCACAUCACAUUCAUCGGCAGUGACGCGGUCGGUCGUCGCGUCGCCGAGGCAGCUGCGCCACAACUGACGCCCACCACGCUCGAGUUGGGCGGCAAGGAUCCAGCUCUGAUUCUGCCAGGCACAGACCUUUCGUUCUUUGCGUCCAUGUUCAUGCGCGCAUGCUUCCAGGCCAUGGGCCAAAACUGCAUUGGCAUUGAGCGGUUCCUCGUGCCAGACAGCAUGCAAGACGACCUCGCAGCGCUUGUCGAGCCGCGCAUCGCCGCUCUGCGCUGCGGAAGCACACUUGACGAAACACGCUUUGGCUUGGCCUCGGACAAGGGCGAAGAUGUCGUCGAUGCAGGGGCCAUGAUCUCCGAUGCGCGCUUCGACGCACUCGAGGCGCUCAUUGCAGAUGCUGUGGCCCAGGGCGCACGUCUCGUGCUGGGCGGUAAGCGUGUCGUGCACGAAAAGUGGCCGAUGGGUCAUUACUUUGCACCGACCCUGCUGACCCAUGUCCAACCUACGAUGCGCAUCGCCCAGGAAGAGGUGUUUGGCCCCGUGUUUUUGGUCAUGCCGUACUCCGACGUCGAGCAAGGCAUUCAGCUGGCCAACAACACACCGUACGGCCUAGGCGCAUCCGUGUUUGGACGCGAUCAUGCCGAGUGCAAGCGCGUCGCGUCCAAGCUGGCAUGCGGCAUGGUCAACAUCAAUGACUUUGGCAUCUCGUACCUCAAUCAGGGCCUGCCCUUUGGUGGCUGCAAGCACUCAGGGUACGGCCGCUUCGCUGGCCCUGAAGGCCUGCUGGGCCUCACGGCGCCGAAGGCUGUGACGGAAGAUGUGCUCUUUGGCAUCAUCCAGACGAGCAUUCCACCCCACGUGGACUAUCCGCUGCGCGAUACGCGGCGGAGCUGGAGGUUCCUGCAAUCCCUCGUGCGACUGGCCUUUGGCUCUCUGUGGGAUCGUAUACAGGCAUUGCCAGGUCUGCUAUAG